Molecule: messenger RNA, 1116 nt
Organism: Blepharisma stoltei
Lineage: Eukaryota; Ciliophora; Heterotrichea; Heterotrichida; Blepharismidae
Source: the annotation of a GenBank genome assembly
AUGGAAUCUCUGAACACCAUCCACCACCGACACUUCAGAAUUUUUAUGGGAUUAUACACCUUAGCCUUUUUCCUAAUAGGGAUUGCUGCAACAUCUUACAGAUACUUGCAGUGGCUGACUCAUUGGGGAGUCACCUUGACUCUUACUUAUUUCAUGCUCAAAAUAGCAAAUAAGCACCAUCAAGCUAACUUAAUUUUCCAAAUUGUAUUAUUAUUUGCCAUAUAAUUUUCUAAUAAGGUCUAGGAACGAUUUUGGAUUGUCCUGAGCUUGAGAAAUUCAAGUCAACUACCCAAAAUAGUUGCAAACUUAAGCUAGAUUAGCCAACUCGGGAGUUAAUAGGGAUUUUCAAGCUUACUCCUUCCAUAAAUAUACAAAAAUUUGCAUAUUAUUAGAGGAUUUAAGAAUUAAGAAUUAUAAAUGGUAAAUUUUAUUGAGUAAAUAAAAAUGACUAUCUUUUGGGUUAAAUUAACUUUUAUAGGAAAAAACUCUCUAAUCGCAAGCCAAUUUCGAAUUACUCAUAUAAAUUUACUAUUGGUAAUACUUAUGCUAAAAAUCCAAAUAAUAUGCAAAAUUUUGAAAAUAUUGGAGGGGAGCUAGGACAAUCCAAAAUCGUUACUGGUCUAUAUUCACCUGCGUCCCCAAAAAAUUAUUACACAUAAAAAUAUAUAAACUUUCGUCAGGCUUCAGUUUUCUGCAAAUAGAUAAAAGAAAUUUAUUGAACCGAUAAUACCAAUUGAAGCUACCCUCACAUUCACAUACUGGAGUUUCGUUUUCCCGAGCUACACACUUGAGCAGAGACCUCCUCUCAUAUACAACAUCUCAGUUCAUAUCUUACAGUUCCUCUUUCUAAUGUUCGACUUUUCUUAUAACAAAAUUCAAUUUAAGCGCCAAAACUUGCUUUAUCCUAUAGUGUUAAUGUUACUAUACGGACUUUUGAAUUUUGUUGUAACAAUGAUUGAUGAACCGAUUUACCCAACACUCACAUUCACAGAUAUUAAGAGCCUUCUGUUCAUGAUUUUUGCAUGUGUCAUGCUAGUAUGUGCUUUUGAAGUUUGCAUUUUAAUAAGUAAGAGUAAAGGAAAAGCUGAAGACAAUGAUAAAGCUGCAAAGCUUUAA